AUGGCCUUGUCUUUCUACGGGCUCUUGGAGGCGGCGUUGCUUAUUCUUAACGGUAUCGCUAUUCUUCAUCGCGAACGUUUCCUAAAGAAGUACGGGUUUGCCGUUCCCACGCAUUCGUUUGAGUCUGACUCCGGUUCGAUAAAGACUCAACUGAUCAGUCUUAUUUUGGCGGUUCAGACUGUUAUGCGUAUGCCUCUUAUUGGCAUUAACAUUGCUGUCAUUGCGUUCAAACUCAUUCUUGGAUAA
Messenger RNA from Necator americanus (New World hookworm), 246 nucleotides. RefSeq lists its product as uncharacterized. Gene Ontology annotation, biological process: endoplasmic reticulum to Golgi vesicle-mediated transport. Lineage: Eukaryota; Metazoa; Nematoda; Chromadorea; Rhabditida; Ancylostomatidae. Bases 1 to 246 code for a protein of 81 amino acids. The record is from RefSeq and is a predicted model, not a curated record. Gene Ontology annotation, cellular component: Golgi membrane; endoplasmic reticulum membrane; COPII-coated ER to Golgi transport vesicle. The transcript is spliced from 3 exons.